Molecule: messenger RNA, 1851 nt
Organism: Cydia fagiglandana
Lineage: Eukaryota; Metazoa; Arthropoda; Insecta; Lepidoptera; Tortricidae
Exons: 6
Coding region: 1-1851 (616 amino acids)
Source: RefSeq, a predicted model, not a curated record
AUGUAUCUAAACCGCAAUAACGAUUUACCUUACGGAUCUGGAUCAUCGAGCAAUGACGAGUCAAUUGUUAACAGUUUUAUAUUCUCGGACGAUAACAAAUCGUCGCAAAAGACUGUCUUGUAUGAAGAGCUCAGACUAAUUGAACGAAAUGAGAGCGAAAUCAAUGUGUGCUGGAAAGGGGCUCACAUGAUGUUAUUUUUCAUGUCAUUCGUCUUCGGGUCCGUCUGUACAAGCUGCAUUCACAGACUAAGGUUGAUGUUCGGUGAAAAAUGCGUGCUCUUCCCUAAGCUCGUGACCCAUUCCACUGUACACCGAAUGGUACAUGAAUUCUUCUCUUUCAAGACUGAAAUACAAGAUUUAGAUUCUGAAAUGCCGGUGGAAUUUGUGACCACCCAGUGGGCCGAAAACAGCGUAUGCUACCUGCCGACCUACGUGCCCCUGGUGUCCGGGUUGGCCGGCUUGGUCUGGACCACCAUGUUCCUCAUGUGCUCUUCGGGCACAUCAAAUAACGUCACUGGCGCGCAAAGACACUGGCGCGCGCUGCCCCUCAUGCUCCUGUUCUGCGCCACCAUGUCGGUGCUAUGCCUUUACGCGUCAGCGGUCACCCACAGUGGUCUACAGGAUCUAUGCUCAAAAUUGGCCGAUGCCACUAAUUCUCCACAGUGGGGUUUCACUUUAAACGUGGCCACGCUAGCAUACAACCGACGCAUCCGCGGCGUGUACCAAGCAACUGUGCUGAGCAUCGUUUCGGCGUGGUUGCACACAAUCUGCUGGAUGUUGUCAACUUUGCUCAUCGUGGCGCGCGUGCUGCUCGCCGUCGAUUUCACGCUGGUGCACGUCCGGGCGCAGCUCGUCGGCAACUUAGACGAUAUACUGCAAAAGCAUGAAAAGCAGAUGAAUUAUUUUAAUGCAGAGGCUGCAAAGCCUUACAAAACAGACAUUGACGAAGACGAUUCAGAAGAGGAAUUAUACGCUACAACAAACACGAAAGGUAACGAAAACACCUUACCACAACUUUUGGUACUACCGAGUGAAAAAAAAUCAGUUGUAUUUGAUGCGAAAAGUAUAGAUAGACAGAUAUUCACUUCUGUAUUAUCAUUAGUCCCUGAAGAAAGACAAAGAUUACUUGAGAUGUAUAUUCAUGAACUCUUAUAUGACUUAUUGAAGAAAGUAGGCAGACCAGUACAAGGUAGUAGUGCAAUAACUCCUAGUAGUACUAUAGCCUUAAGCACUCAAACAGAAAUGAACGUAGACACAGAUGAUGAAAAUGCUGAAAUGUUUGCAAAAGAAUUCACUCAAAAACUUCAUGACAGACUUACCCAGGAAUUCGAUGAAUUCGAACGUCAAAUUAAGACUAAUUUAAAAAUCAAAAGUGGCUCCGAAGAUGAGAUUAUUUCUGAAGAAUCAGAUGACAAAAAAAUAAACAACGACAAUACAGAUAAAUAUGAGGAAAAAAUUAUAAAAAAAGAAAUAAGUGCAAAUGAAACUAAAGAAAAUAGUAAAAGUGAUAAAGUGUUGUCUAGUCGUUCCUAUGUUCGAUUUAACGUUAAAUCAAAUGAAAAUAUUGCAAAACUCGAGAAGGAAGACGAGAAAAAAAAUGAAGAGGACGAACAUAAUAAAUCUGAGGAACUUCAGAAUCUUGAUUUCACUGAUUCAAACGAUGGCGAUAGGGCAGCCCAAAAAAAAGAAAUAUCAAACAACUAUCAAAUAAAAGAUGACGAAAAUGAACAAAAAGAAUCUAAUGACAAAGACAAACCUCGUCGGAGUAGUGAUGAUGAUGACGAUGACGAUAGGUCCGCCCCAAAAAAUAAAUCAACAAGCGAAGAUCCAAAGCAAGGUGAAACGAAAUAA